AUGUUCAAGGUAGUAAUACGAUCGUACUCGAAGGGUAGAGGCCGUACUCCUAACAGGGGGACAAUUUUAAGAACCAAAAAUGGGAAAAAAUUGGAAGCACCUGCAUCUUCUACAGUACCAAAGUAUGCGUCAAAGCUUAGUGGUUCCAAGAGUGAGACCAGGGCAGGAACUAAGUCUGGAGGCAGCACUUUGCCCUUCCUGUUUGGCCAUUUUUCAGGGUUGAAAACACCAACCAACAACGAGAAGCUCUCAUCGUCCAAAAUCAUCGAAAAGGUUACUGAUUUUGAAGAAUUAAGAAUCUUCCCUACCGUCAGGCUCUCGAUGAAAGAGGAAAUCAAGUUUGGUUACAAUAUGAAGAAUACGUAUAUGCAGGAUAAGUCCGAGCUUAACUUAAAGCCAUCACCGGUGCAAGUUGCAGCAAUCAAGAAGUUGCUACAACCAAGGCUAGCCAAUUUGAAGAAGAAGGACGAGAGAGAUAUUAGCUCAAGGAACAAUAAUAGGAAGUCAAAUUCCGAGGAUAAUGAAAAUGAAGACGAUAUGGGUAGCCAAUCGAUCAAGAUUCUCAAUGACUUGGCAAUUGAAAAUGAAAAAAGUAAGUUGAAAGUUUUCACCAUUGCUGCAGAAACUGGUUCAGGAAAGACUUGGUCCUACCUUGCGCCAUUACUUUCCAAUUUGAAAGAAGAGGAAUUAGAACUAUUCAACAGAAGUAAAGAGGAAUAUUUUAACUAUAAGCUGCUGCCAAUAAUACGGUCCUUGAUUUUACUUCCAACUCAUGAAUUGGUUGAACAAGUUUACGAUACAGUUUCUAGAGCUGCUACUAUUAGAAUUGACGGUGAACAGAAGGAAAAAAUCAAGCUGAAGAUUCUUGAAGAUCCUAUCUACAAAGAGUUUUUGUCAUUAGACGAACAAAGAACUUCACUUAACUUGAAUGUGGUUAAAUGGGGUGCUGGUGAACCUCAUCGCAACCUCGUUGAUGCUGUGAAGACAGGAAGGGUCGACGUCUUGGUUACUACCCCUCUGAAAUUGCUUUCGUUGUCUAAUAUGAAAAAUAUGGGAAGUAAUCCGUUUAAGAUCUUGAGUCAAGUAACUCACUGUGUUGUUGAUGAAGCAGAUACCUUGAUGGACAAUUCAUGGGUUUUAGACACUUCUGCAGUUAUAAGGAAAAUUCCUAAAUGUAGAGACUUAGUAUUCUGCUCAGCUACCAUCCCCAAGGAAUUCAAUCGGACUUUAUCUAAGAUGUUCCCCGGUGAACACUCCUUGAUCAAUGUAGUAACUCCGUCAUUGCAUAAGAUUCCAAAACUGAUUCAUUUGAAGAUCAUCGAUGCAGAAUUGUCCCCAUACAACGGCUCCAAAACAAGAUGCCUUGCGCAAGCGUUGUAUGCGAUUCACAAGGAUGGAACUGAAGCGGGAUUCAUCAAGAGAAUAUUGGUGUUUGUAAAUCAAUCGAAAGACGUAGAGCCACUACGUGAGGCGUUAGUCAAGAAAUAUGGACAACGUGAAGAAGAUAUAAUUGGUAUAACUGGUAAGGAUUCGCCCAAGGAGAGAUUGGAAAAGAUUUCACCGUUUCUUCAGCCCGCCGAACUCCUUUCGACUGGAAACUCAGGAGACAAAAUUAAGGUUCUUAUUGCAACGGAUUUGUUAGCCAGAGGCUUAAACUUCAAUGGAAUUAAGAACGUCAUAUUGAUGGAUUUACCAAACACUUCGGUAGACUUGGUCCACAGAGUUGGAAGAACUGGAAGAAUGAGACAAUCAGGAAGGGUCUUCGUAAUUAUUAAUAAGAAAUCGGGAAAAAGUUGGAUCAAGGGUUUACCAAAGGUAAUUAAGAAAGGUAUUCCCUUAGGUUAA
Molecule: messenger RNA, 1845 nt
Organism: Dujonia railenensis
Lineage: Eukaryota; Fungi; Ascomycota; Pichiomycetes; Serinales; Debaryomycetaceae
Source: the annotation of a GenBank genome assembly